This is a messenger RNA of Eurytemora carolleeae, 2734 nucleotides long. Its product is annotated as serine/threonine-protein kinase PLK1. The transcript is spliced from 16 exons. The record is from RefSeq and is a predicted model, not a curated record. Gene Ontology annotation, biological process: regulation of cytokinesis; protein phosphorylation; mitotic cell cycle. NCBI's taxonomy places the organism in Eukaryota, Metazoa, Arthropoda, Copepoda, Calanoida, Temoridae. Gene Ontology annotation, molecular function: ATP binding; protein binding; protein serine/threonine kinase activity. Bases 27 to 1757 code for a protein of 576 amino acids. Gene Ontology annotation, cellular component: cytoplasm; spindle pole; centrosome.
UUUCAGAGUUUAAUCUAGAUGCUAGGAUGAGUAGUAGGGUCCCCUUGGAAACUCCAGUUGUUGCCAAGGAAAUACCAGAUGUUAUCACGGAUCCUAGCACCAAGAGAACUUAUGAGAGGGGAAAGUUUCUCGGAAAGGGUGGAUUCGCUAAAUGCUAUGAGCUGAAGGAUAAAGCUACAGGAGAGAUAGUAGCGGGGAAGAUAGUUCCCAAAUCAAUGCUCACUAAAGCUCACCAGAAAGAAAAGAUGGCUCAGGAAAUCCGACUACACAAGAUUGUGAGACAUUCCUAUAUAGUUAAGCUUUUCUCAUAUUUUGAAGAUUCAAAUUUUGUAUAUGUGAUCCUGGAGCUGUGCAGAAAGAAAUCUUUGAUGGAACUCCACAAACGUCGACAAGCUAUCACCGAACCUGAAACCAGAUAUUUUAUGAGACAGAUGCUGUUGGGUUGUCAAUAUCUUCAUGAGAACAAGAUCAUUCAUCGUGAUCUAAAGCUCGGCAACGUGUUCCUAAAUGAUGAUCUGGAGAUUAAGAUCGGAGAUUUCGGUUUGGCAACUAAGGUGGAUUUUGAGGGAGAAAGGAAGAAAACUCUGUGCGGAACACCUAACUACAUAGCUCCAGAGGUUCUAGGCAAGAAAGGACACAGCUACGAGGUAGAUGUUUGGUCCCUGGGGUGUAUUCUCUACACAUUACUAGUUGGGAAACCACCAUUCGAGACACAGUCCCUCAAGGAUACAUACAGUAGGAUAAAAAGGAACGAGUACCAUAUUCCGUCUAAGAUUGGUCCUCUAGCUAGAAACCUUAUUGCCAAACUACUCCAGAAUGAUCCUAUGAAGAGACCAUCUGUUACGGAGAUAUUAAAGGAUGAUUUUAUGACAAUGGGAUACCUACCAUGCCGUCUACCACAGUCCUGCCUCUCCAUGGCGCCAAGGUUCGACAACAAGUUGAACGCCAGCUUGAUAGCCAGGAAGAACCCGCUCUCCGAGUACAACAGGAUAUCAGAAUCCUCUAGCAGUACAGGAGAGAAAAAGGACGGAGUUAAGGGAGGAUUGAGUGGACCCUCUGACUGUCAUCUAGGUGAAAACCACGCUAUGCUCAGAAAGCUGGUAGAGAGUAAACCUGGAUCCAGGGUUCAAGCUCAGGAGGAGGAGGCAGAGGAUCCAAUGUCUCAACCGUUGGUCUGGGUGUCUAAAUGGGUCGAUUAUAGUGAUAAAUAUGGCUUUGGAUACAGUUUGAAUGAUGACAGUAUAGGAGUUGUUUUCAAUGAUUUGACCAAACUUCUUCUUCUGGCAGAUGGUCACAGCAUUCACUACAUCGAUUACGACGGUGGAGAACAUUAUCAUUCAUUGACCGAAUACCCUGAAACCAUCGAGAAGAAAGUGAAACUUCUCAACUACUUCAGGAACUAUAUGAAGGAACAUCUACUCAAGGCCGGGGCUAAUAUGGAGAUCCGUGAUGAAGAUGUUUUGUCUCGAAUUCCAUCGUUGAAAACCUGGUUCCGAACCUCCAGAGCUGUUGUGAUGCACCUCAGUAAUGGAACAAUUCAGAUUAACUUCUUUAAGGAUCACACAAAGAUUAUACUGUGCCCCCUGCUGGGAGCUGUCACAUAUAUCGAUGAUACUCGGAGAAACCGAACCUUCAGAUUUGAUCUGUUGGAAAAGUACGGGUGUUCACAGGAUAUUGCUGCUAGAUUGAACUACGCUUAUGAUAAGAUUGAAGCCAUGAUGAAGAGUAAAACCUCAACUGGUGCUCGGAAGAAAUGAUUUGUUUCCCGGGGGAAACUUGUCUAUUACGCUUAUAUUCCCGUUACAUAUACGCUUAAACCUCAACUUGAAGGUAGUUUAUGCGUCAAGUUGUAUUAUAAGUCAAGUCACACAGAUUUAUUCCAAUAUUUAUACAUAAACUAGCUCAAGCUGUUCUCAACCUUGGAUUUCAGACUAGUAUCAAUACGAUUAAAUUUAGUACCUUAAAUUUCUGUCGUAACUAAUACGCUUCAACUUAAAAUGAAAAUUGUUCACAUGAAAAUAUUUUACCUGUGCGACUGAAAUAACUAACUCCUGAGUUGGAACCUUAGUCUUUUAAACCUCGGAGGAUAUUAAUUUGUUUAUCUGGAAGUGAAGUCAUAUUUUCCAAACCACGCUAAGCAACUGAGUUUCUCUUUAAUUUCAUCGAUGUUACAUUUAUUCCUGACACUCGUUAAAAAUAGUUGGCUAUGAAUUUUCAAAGUAUUCUGAGUGGCAUUUAUUAGUGGAUAUUUUUUAUUACACAAUAUGCAAAGACACCAAUUGUUCGGAAACCUACUUCUUUCCUCUUUAGUAAAUUUGUUGAUCAACCCCCUAGUUAGUAAGGUUAUAUAUAUAAAUAACAUGCUGUUGUUAAAGCAUUCUUAGCUUUCAUCUGAUCUCCUGUAGCCUGCUCCCCUUUAGGCCAGUAUAGACUUGGUACUGUUGUUAGACACUUACCUACGGGCGCCCUUUCAUACAUUGUUUUUAUGUAACUCCUAAAAUGGUUGAUCUCGGUAUACUGUAACUUUAACAUGCAGGAGUUAUAGGUAUCUAUGUGAAAGUUGCAUGCUAAAGCUAAGUGUCUGAACAUUUUCUCAUGUGCCCAUGCAAACAACUUAAAGAUAGUGUAUACACAAUGAACAUAUCCUGUUGCAAUCCUGGAUAUUACUGAAACGUUAUAUUGACCCUAAUGUUUUAUCUAUGUUAUUUACCGUGAAAUAUAUUAAGUACUUGAU